This is a messenger RNA of Danio aesculapii, 1362 nucleotides long. It is a transcript of the gene casp17, whose product is annotated as caspase 17, apoptosis-related cysteine peptidase. NCBI's taxonomy places the organism in Eukaryota, Metazoa, Chordata, Actinopteri, Cypriniformes, Danionidae. Gene Ontology annotation, biological process: proteolysis. The transcript has 4 exons. The record is from RefSeq and is a predicted model, not a curated record. Gene Ontology annotation, molecular function: cysteine-type endopeptidase activity. The coding region runs from base 61 to 891 and encodes 276 amino acids.
GUUGUCGCUCCUUUAUUCUCUCAGUCUGUGUAUUCGUCCUCAGUGCUGCUGGAGUUAAAGAUGUCUUUCUGUAGGUUUCCAGCCUUCACAGCAAACAAGAGAAUGAAGAACCGGGCGCUGAUCGUGUCGGUGGAGAGCUUCUAUCCGGACGCACUUCUCAGAAACAGACCUGGAGCCAAGAAAGACACGCAAAGACUUCACAAGAUUCUGAUGAAACUCGGCUUCUCUGUGGACAUCAAAGUGGACGUGGAAGCGGGAGAGAUUAUUGAGGCUUUCAAACAAGAGAGCGAGCAGACGGUCAAGGAGUGUUUUGUGGGCAUCAUCUCCAGUCAUGGUGAAGAAGGUGUUGUGUUUGGUUGUGAUGGACGUGCUGUGAAACUGGCCGAGAUCUACAGCUGCUUCAGAGGCCCGACAAUGAAGGACAAGAGCAAACUCUUCCUCAUCCAGGCUUGCAGAGGUGGAGAUUUGGAUGGAGGUGUGCAGGUGGAGACCGACUCUUCAUCCUCAGAGGAACAGGACAUCAUGUCUGAGCUUCUUUCCAUUCCUAUUGACACUGCAGUAACAUACGCCACUUCACCAGGCUACGCUGCAUUCAUGCAUCCUCUGGGCUCGGUGCUGAUUCAGACUCUCUGUGAUCUGCUGGAAAGCGACGGAGGUUCAGAUCUGGAGAUCACCAAACUUCUGACUCGACUGAACCACCACGUGGCCUACAACUUCCAGGCCAGAGGGAAAAUACUGGGCGGGAAAAAGCAGAUGCCGUGCUUUGUGACGCGCUUCACUAGAGAGGUUUUCCCAUUCAGGAAAGCUGCGGCAGAAGAUUUGAACUUGACUUUCGCAGCCACGCAACUCAUCGAUAAACCCAGGAGAUCACGGAAAACAUCCAUCAGCUGAAGAUCACAGAAAUAAGACUGACUGUGGAUAAAACUGAUGGAGGACGUGCUUUAUCUUAGAUAAACUUUUGUAUAUAAUCUCAACAUGCAUCUCAGGAGAUUGAUAAUGAAUCCACUGACGUCAUCUCACGUAAAGUUCAAUCUCCAGCAGGAAGUGAAAGCCACUGGGAAUUUUGCAGAAGGAGAUCUGUGGUUUCUCAGUGCUCCAUUUGCAUGACAACUAUUUUUACUACCUACUUUUUAUUCUUUUUUAAAAAUUUCCCAAGUGCUGUUUAACAGAGAGAUUUUCAACACAUUUUUAACACAGUCAUUUUAAUGGUAAUUUCUAUUAACUUAUUUCUAUUGUCUUUUCAUGAUGACAGUACAUAAUAUUUACUAGUUAUUUUGCAAGAUACUAGUAUUCAACUUAAAGUACAGUUUAAACUAGAUUAAUUCUGUUAAUAAAGCAAGUCUCUGGACAACAGUGGUUUGU